GGAGUUGAGAUCGGCUAUCUAAAAGUUGCUAUCUCAUUCAUUAUCCAUCCAAUAAAUGAUUGACACAUCAUUUUACAUUAAUAUAUUCAAAUUUUCUCUUAGUGUUACUUGUGCUAAAAAUUAUGUAACGCUUUAAUGUAAAAUGAUGUGUCGAUUAUUUAUUGGUGAACACUAAAUUCAAUAGCAAAGAGUUGAGAUAUGUUGUCCAAAAUAUGCCGUCCUAUUCAAAUUUCAAGUUGCAUUAUCAUUUGACACUCCACUCCACUCCACUCCACUCCACAAACCCACUUCCAACCACAGUUAGAAGUAAUUGCCUAGGAUCUACAUUGCAUUCACCCCAAAUUCUUAUCCGCAAAGAACCAUGGUGGACUCACCUCAAACAGAGCCAACAUGGCCGGAACUUCUCGGCCGUGAUGACUGGAACGGCCUCCUCGACCCUCUGAGCCUCAGCCUUCGUCGCCUAAUCCUCCGCUGUGGCGACUUCUGCCAAGCCACCUAUGACGCCUUCAACAAUGAUGGGAACUCCAAGUACGCUGGCAGCAGCAGAUAUGGCAAGAACUCAUUCUUUAACAAAGUCAUGCUGGAAUCAGCUUCUGAUUAUCAAGUCUACAGUUUCCUCUACACAACUGCGAAAGUCAACUUCUUUCAAGCUCUCUUCUUGCAUUCCCUGUCAAGAGAAGCCUGGGAUCGAGAAACAAACUGGAUAGGCUACACUGCUGUGACGACCGAUGAAGUUAGCAGGGUACGAGGCCGUAGGGAAGCUUAUGUCGUUUGGUGCGGUACCUCAAGGAAUUACGAAUGGCUUAAUGUGUUGAGAGCUAGACCAGAGUCAGCCGAUCCAUUAUUGCGCCCUAACUCAUGGGAAAAAAGGAGCCCAGAUGACAGUAGCAGUAGUGAUGAAGACGAGAAUGAGCCAAAAGUGAUGAACUGUUGGCUUACAAUUUACGUUUCUAAUGAUCCCAAUUCAUCUUUCACAAAAUUGAGUGCAAGAGAACAGAUUUUGGCUAAGAUUAAUGCACUGAGAGACCAGUAUAAAGAUGAAGAUCUGAGCAUAAUAUUAACAGGGCAUAGUCUUGGUGCAUGUUUAGCAAUUUUAUCAGCAUUCGCAGAACCAGGAAUCAAAUACUCAUCAUUUAAAAUGGCACUGGAUUUAUUCACCAAAGCCAAACUCCUCUUCACUUUCAGUUCAAAUUCCCCUUCACUACCAUUCCAACCCGCCCCAACAUGAAGCAUAACCUGCAAAUUAUGCCAGUCACUCGGAUUGCUCGAUUCCUUCAAACUUGGAGAUUUUCUGUUGUCAAUCUCCAGCUCGAUUCCAGUAUUCGAAUAUCCCGGUAAUGGACUCAGAUAAUGCGGAAUCAUAUCAAU
Messenger RNA from Olea europaea var. sylvestris, 1368 nucleotides. RefSeq names its product phospholipase A1-IIdelta-like. The transcript has a single exon. The coding region runs from base 362 to 1228 and encodes 288 amino acids. Lineage: Eukaryota; Viridiplantae; Streptophyta; Magnoliopsida; Lamiales; Oleaceae. Gene Ontology annotation, molecular function: glycerophospholipid phospholipase A1 activity. Gene Ontology annotation, biological process: lipid metabolic process. The record is from RefSeq and is a predicted model, not a curated record.